This is a messenger RNA of Liolophura sinensis, 7266 nucleotides long. RefSeq names its product phospholipid-transporting ATPase ID-like. Gene Ontology annotation, molecular function: magnesium ion binding; ATP hydrolysis activity; ATP binding. Gene Ontology annotation, biological process: Golgi organization; phospholipid translocation. The record is from RefSeq and is a predicted model, not a curated record. NCBI's taxonomy places the organism in Eukaryota, Metazoa, Mollusca, Polyplacophora, Chitonida, Chitonidae. Gene Ontology annotation, cellular component: trans-Golgi network; plasma membrane.
GGUUACGCACUUCAUCACAUUGCGAAUUAAGUCUUACCUUCUGAUGUGUAAUCUACCCACUGGAAUAUAGGCCUAUAAUAGUGGGAAUAACUGACAGUUUAUCAACAAUUGUGAGAACUACUUGUUUAGCAGAGAUGACACAGCAAGGCCCGGAUGUGCUAUUGACCUGCGUGGAGGUUAGCUUUGUGAUCGCUUGUCAAACGUGGCUCGCUCGCAUCUUCUCUUCCUUAACGACAUUACCAUAAAACGUCGGAGAAAUUUUCGGAAACAAGAUGUCCACUGGGGUGUUGAUAUAAACUUCUUGUAAACUGAACUAACUCAAGCCUUAUGUAUCCAGCCUCAGGUAAGGGUAAAAAGAUACAGAGGUCUUCCUGGACAAAUCGUUACAGACAGAUCAGACCUGACUUGACAAUGCGGCCAUGUUGGAAGAAAGAAAGAGCCCAAGAAAUCGAAAGGAAUAUCAAGGUCAACAAUGUCAGCUAUAAUGCCCAGUUUAAUUAUGCUAGCAAUCACAUCAAGACCUCCAAAUACAACAUCCUCACCUUCCUGCCAAAGAACUUGUUUGAACAGUUCCAGAGAAUUGCCAAUGCAUAUUUUCUGGGACUCCUUAUACUCCAGCUGAUCCCACCAAUCAGUUCAUUGGAACCUGUCACCACCAUCUUCCCCCUAUUUCUGGUGCUCUCUAUAUCCGCCAUUAAGGAUGCAAUCGACGACAUCCAAAGGCAUCGUAGUGAUAACCAGGUCAAUAGCCGGCUAUCCUCCGUCCUCCGCAAUGGCCAGAUGGUGGAGGAACGCUGGGACAGCGUGGUCGUCGGCGACAUCAUCCGCAUGGAGAGCAACCAGUUUGUGGCUGCUGAUCUGUACCUCCUGUCUACCAGUGAACCCAACAGUCUGUGUUAUAUAGAAACAGCUGAGUUAGAUGGGGAGACCAACUUGAAAGUGAAACAAGCCUUGCCAGAAACUGCUGAGAUGGGGGAUGACCUGGAACAAUUGUCCCAUUUUAGUGCGGACAUCAUCUGCGAGCCCCCGAACAACCGCCUGAAUCGUUUUGAGGGGACGAUGAAGUGGGAAGGGACAACAUUCUCUCUGGACAACGAGAAGAUGCUGCUGAGAGGUUGUGUGCUACGCAACACCAAAUGGUGCUAUGGCCUGGUCAUCUUUGCCGGCCGCGACACGAAGCUCAUGAUGAACAGUGGAAAAGUACAGUUUAAGAGGACUAAUAUUGACAGGCUCAUGAAUGUCUUGGUGAUAGGGAUUUUUGUGUUCCUGUGCUCAGUCUGUCUUAUUUGUAUGACAGCCUGUGGGGUCUGGGAGACUGUAACUGGCUAUGACUUCCAGAUUUACCUCCCCUGGGAAGACUUUAUCCCAGGUUCCAGUGCCAACCCGGAGAAGUCAAAUGAUACCAAAGAAAAUGGUGCAACUGUGAUAGCUCUGCUUGUAUUCCUCUCUUACAUCAUCAUCCUUAAUACUGUAGUGCCUAUUUCUCUCUACGUCAGUGUGGAGAUGAUCCGACUGGGGAACAGCAUGUGGAUCAACUGGGACACCAAGAUGUAUUAUUCAGUUACAGACUGUCCCGCCAAAGCCAGAACGACUACGCUGAAUGAAGAGUUGGGACAAAUAGAGUAUAUCUUCUCUGAUAAGACAGGCACACUGACUCAGAACAUCAUGGCCUUCAAGAAGUGCUCUAUAGAUGGUCAAUCCUACGGAGAUGCUUAUGAUGACUUUGGGAACCAAAUUGACGUGACAGAGAAGACCCCUUUGGUUGAUCUGUCGUACAACCCACAUGCCGAGCCCAAUUUUGAGUUCCACGACACCACUCUGAUAGAGGAAAUAAAAAAUGGCAAUGCCAAAGUGCACCAGUUCUUCCGGCUAAUUGCCCUCUGUCAUACUGUGAUGCCUGAGGAGAAAGAUGGUAGACUAGAGUACCAGGCUCAAUCUCCAGAUGAAGGAGCACUUGUCUCUGCCGCCAGGAAUUUUGGCUUUGUUUUUAAGUCCAGAACACCUACUACCAUAACGAUAGAAGUCUUGGGGAAAACAGAAGUGUAUGAGUUGUUGUGCAUCUUAGAUUUUAACAAUGUGCGGAAAAGAAUGUCUGUGAUUGUGAGGAAAGAUGGCAAGAUUGAACUGCUGUGUAAAGGAGCUGACUCAUUGGUUAAUGCUCGCGUAGACCCAAGCUGUGCUGAACUCAAAGAAUUGACAAGCCACCAUUUAAAUGAAUUUGCUCAAGAUGGGUUGAGAACUCUGUGCUGUGCUGUGAAGCCUAUAGAUGAGGCUUACUAUAACAAGUGGAAGCAGAAAUAUCAUGAAGCAUCGACCAGCAUGGAGAAUCGAGAGGACAAAAUUGAAGCUGUGUAUGAAGAAAUCGAGGCCAACAUGACGCUGAGAGCUACAGCCAUAGAGGACAAACUGCAGGAUGGUGUCCCGGACACGAUAGCUAAUCUGGCUCUGGCCGGCAUCAAAAUCUGGGUGCUGACUGGGGAUAAACAAGAGACGGCGAUGAACAUCGGCUAUUCGUGCCACCUGCUGACUGACGAGAUGGAGGAGAUCUAUGUUGUGGACGGUGACACAUUUGAGGAGGUUCAAGACCAGCUGAGCAACGCACGCAAUCAGAUGAGGGACAUGAUGGAUAAGUACAACCCAGAUAAAGUGGCGUAUCAGAAUGGGGGCUACAUCUCCCACGGGGAGGACUUUGGGCUGGAGGAACCAGGGGGUUAUGCUCUUGUCAUCAACGGGACCAGUCUGGUACAUGCCCUGAAGAAGGAGAUGGAGGUUUUACUACUGGAGGUGGGCUGUCUGUGUAAGGCUGUGAUCUGCUGUAGGGUGACCCCGCUACAGAAAGCUCUUGUUGUUGAUCUCAUCAAGACCCACAAAAAGUCCAUCACUCUGUCCAUUGGAGAUGGGGCUAAUGACGUCAGCAUGAUCAAAACGGCUCACAUUGGUGUUGGAAUCAGUGGGCAGGAAGGUAUGCAGGCCGUCCUGGCUAGUGACUAUGCCAUUGCUCAAUUCCGCUUUCUGGAACGCCUUUUGCUGGUGCAUGGCAGGUGGUCAUACUUCAGGAUGUGUAAAUUCCUCAAGUACUUCUUCUACAAGAAUUUUGCGUUCACCCUCUGUCAUUUCUGGUUUGCAUUCUUUUGUGGAUUCUCUGCUCAGACAUUGUACGAUCCUUACUUCAUCACGCUGUACAAUGUGUUCUAUACCUCACUACCCAUCCUCACCUUAGGGGCGUUUGAUCAGGAUGUUAACGAUUACUACAGCGUUCGUUAUCCCAAGCUGUAUACGCCAGGUCAUCUGGAUUUACUCUUCAACAAGAAGGUGUUUUUCUGGAGCGUUGUGGAGGGUAUAGUUACCUCCCUUGUGCUGUUCUUCAUUCCAUAUGGGGCUUUCAAAGGUGGGGUUAGCCCGUGGGGGUCUGAUAUUUCCGACCACCAGUCCUUUGGGGUGGCUGUGGCUAGUAUAUUGGUCGUGGCUGUUAAUUUACGGUGUGCCAUUGACACCUCCUACUGGACUGGCUUUAACCACUUGUUUAUCUGGGGCAGCAUCAUUUACUACUUUUGCUUCUCGCUUGUGUUCUACUAUGACAAGGUGGGCUACGUGUACAUGGGUACGGCUUACGCGGUCUUUUCCUCGGCUGCCUUCUGGUUCAGCCUCCUCCUCACUUGCGUCAUUCUCAUUGUGCCUGUCGUCGCCUUUCGUUUCUUCACCACCAACAUCACCCCAACCCUCAUCGAUAAAGUCCGCAUGCGUCAGAGGUUCCACAAGACCAAAUCUAAGUCCAAAGACCCGAUCUCGAGGCGUCAAUCUUCUGUUCGCCGCAGCACCAGGUCUCUGCGCUCGGGUUAUGCCUUUGCUCACCAGGAGGGCUUCGGGGAGCUGAUUACCAGUGGGUUGAACAUGAGGCAGCGAGUUGACAGUGAAGAGAAGAACCAUCGGAACGGUGACGGGCCUGUGAGGCUUACAGGAAUUUCACGCAUACAGAGCAUAGAGCAUGCAUCACCAUAUGCCAAGUCAGCCUAUGUAUAAUAGAGACGGCUUGCACCUGCCAAUAGGUGAUAAAUGCUUUACAAAUGAUGUGAAAGCUGUGGUGAUAAUGAGUCAGAAUGCCCCAGGUAUUUUGUCCUGGGGAAGUUGGUACUUACCGCCAAACUGGGCACCAUCCCAGAAGCCAUGCAAACUGAACGGAGGGAUGAGGGUGGACAACUUCUGUCUCUGUCUUUCUCAGCUCCUUUCUAGCUGCAGUAGAUAGUGGGAGGCGGCACUUUAGAGAAGAGCUAUAAAUCUGCUGUGUGCGGUGUCUAUUGUGUGAGCUAUCCUAAGUGUAGCUCACCUUUUGUGGACUGGGCUAUUAGUAACCUCCCCCGGCUGACAUAGGGUUCAUUUUGUGGGAGACUGCGGUAGGAGCUGCCUCCUGUGUCUAACUGGAGUUCACAAUGGGAAUGUGGUAGGAGUUGCCUCCCCUGUGUGCCCUCCAACCUGUGACCGGGAUUCACAGGGGGCUAAUGUUGAGUUGGGCUGUGAGAUCCCUCUGCUACCCAGUCGUUGUUGUCACAUCCUGAACUGGAUAAAUUAUAGGCACUCGUUUAAGACUUCACAAGGUAUUUUAAUCUAUCCACUGACAGAAUGAAAGUGUAAAUGGCACAUCUUAUGUAUUGUUUUUUUUUUUUGUUCAUUUUUUUUUUGUUUGUUUCAAACUUACACUUUAAAAUAAUAUCCCUCCUGUUCAUGAGAAGCAGUGUCCAGUUCUAUUUAGAUAUAAAGGAAGUGUUCAUAUGAUUUGUUAAGUUGGAUAUUAUUCCCAGCAAUUCAGUCUAUAUUGAGAGAAGAUUUUAGAUAAUUCUAUAUUAGAAAGAGUUAAAUAUAUAUAUAUAUUUAAAUAUACAUGUAUAUUGUUAUAACUUGUACAAAUAACUGCAUAAUGUGAAUAUUCUGAUGACAUGUUUAUGAGUCUUCUGAUGACAUGUUUAUGAGUCUUCUGAUGACAUGUUUAUGAGUCCUGUACAUAAUUGUAUGUAUACAUUAAAAUGUAUAUGCUGCAGUGCAUUAUAAAAUGACACACUCAUCACAAAUAUCAUGGUGCAUCAAGUCAGGGGCAGAGAACUUGUGCUACGUUGUACAAAAAUCGUUCCCAGUUUAAUAAAGUGUUUACUGUUUAUUAAUUGGGACAUUUUGCUGUAACCAUGACAACUGAAUUCCUUUAAUGAUUACUCCUUAAUUAAUUAAUUAUGCCGACCUACAGCUGCUGUCAUAAUAUAUAUGUAAAAUUGGUUUUGUCUGAGUGACCAGUUCUUUCGUAUUAUCAUGUGGAUCUAUACUUGACUGAACACUCUGCAGGAUUGAAAAUAAAGUGAUGAAUUGCAUUAUCUGCAUCUAAGCCUUAUGGAUGGAUGACCCAGUUUUUGCUGCGACAGUCAUGCGAGGUGACAAAGAUGUAUAUAAUUCCCAGCCUGGUCAGCAUUGGCAGAGAUAUUGAGCCACAAAUGUUUUCUAUGUUCACUUUCUAUGUGUAGCUCGUUUUCUUGAGUAUGAAUUCUUGUUUACACCAUUGUCAGUUUUUCUUAUGGCCAUAAUUGAAAUUUUGUGAUAAAUCUAUAGCAUUCACAGGGAAGAAGUAGACCUCUACUUUGCCAGAUGGGCACUGCAUUUUGGUAAAUCAGAAUAAAGGAAGUCUAUAUUUGGAGAAUGUUUUUUUACUAAGCCCAUUUGCAUCUUACAACACAUGAGGAUCUCCUUUGUUCCCUCUAGAUACAAUUAUUGUGUUGAUUGCUGGGAUUGCAGACACACCUGUGUUCACGUUUUACAAAGUCUUUUAUCAUUCUUACUUAGCUAGCUUUUUAUAUAUACAUGUACCCUUGAUCAUGACAUGUUUUUGAACUUUAAAUGUUUUAAUUUUCUUUUGAUCUAUUUUUAGCGUUAUUAAUUUAGAUUACCUUAUCAGGUAUUUGACUUGUAUGGGGUUUAUGUACAAAGAUUUUAGACCUAGGGUAGGUAGGGUUUGCAGGUAAACCUCUUUCAUGAUCUUGCGUGUGUCAUUGAAAACAUUGAAAUGUUUUUGUAGAAAUUUUGAAUUCCACCUGUCAUUGAAGUUUAAUACGUUUGUAGCAGCAGUUUUUAUGGAAAAUUUAAAUGGCUUCAAGAACCUACGCUUUGUAAAUUUUUCAUUUGUCUUUUUGUAAAAUUUGGAGCAAUCAUGACGUGUGCGUUAUAAUAAAUAAUGGAAAAAGAAACAGAACAUAUCACCUGUUUUGAAAACAAGGCCAUCUCCCUCAGCUCUGUGCAAUAUCUGUUGCAGACACAUGUAGCUUAUUAGUGGAUAGGUAAGUUAAAUUACGUUUGAUCUCUUUAUUCAGGACAGCUGCACGUAUACAUAUAGGUAACUGAUGUAUCAUUGUUCUCUUAAUUACAGGUAAGUGAAGAUUGUGAUUUCAUGUUUGUCCAUUACCAAAGUGGUUUCCAACUGGCAACAUUUAACUUAUUCGAAAGUUCAUAUUGCUUUGUACAUUUGUUGUAUUUGUUGGUGUUUUUGAAUCAUACCCAUUCCACUUUAGUUACAUAAUCGUAUAAUCAGCACCAUACAGUCAUGUAAGUUAUUGUCCAAAGCUUAUUGUGACAAAUGAAUUAGCGGGUCCACUGUGUUGUUGCAAAAGUCCAUUAGACAAACUUUAUCAGGAGUUUAGAAUUCAUUGAUCUAUAAAAUGGGCAUUGCAUUAAAUUUGUUACAGUUUGUAGCUGUUAAGCCAUAUUAAUUAAUCUAUACAUAUAUAUUUUUUAAAUGUACAUAAAGUGUAUCUAUACAUACAAUCAUGUACUCUGUUUUGCUGUCACAACAGUAUGUAUUGUCAGUAUAACAAUGGAAAGUUAAAGUGAUAGUAGACUCAGUUGCAUCUAAAAUAUCAAUCAUGGUAUCUGAUUUUGCUGCUAUUGUCAACUAGAGGCCUGGCUAAUCUUUACCCAUUAACAUUUCUUUUCUCUGUAGAAAUGGUUUGAAACAGUUUUGUUCCCUGCUGGAUAUAGAUAUAUGUUUUUGCUAUUAUUAAAGCGCCAGUCUGUUUUUAUCUGGGUGAAUAAGUCUUGGUACAUGUACUAAAGCUGCUAUCUUCACUUGAAAGUGAAGGGUUAGGCGAGGCAACUCUCAGACAGUGCUGACUUUUUUUUUUCUGCUGAAAACUUCUGACAUACCGUUUACUUUAUACGCUGCUUUUGUGUACGAUACAAAACAUGAGACUACUGUUCCAGCUGAAAAAGCAAUAAAGUCACUCUUAUUUUCUGUAA